Molecule: messenger RNA, 2056 nt
Organism: Topomyia yanbarensis
Lineage: Eukaryota; Metazoa; Arthropoda; Insecta; Diptera; Culicidae
Gene: mRNA-cap
Product: mRNA-capping enzyme
Exons: 7
Coding region: 128-2008 (626 amino acids)
Biological process (GO): 7-methylguanosine mRNA capping; protein dephosphorylation
Molecular function (GO): protein tyrosine/serine/threonine phosphatase activity; ATP binding; mRNA 5'-triphosphate monophosphatase activity
Source: RefSeq, a predicted model, not a curated record
UACGACAUUGGUUCAGGUUCACAGCCUAAAUGAGGCUGACUAUUUAGGUGACUUUCGGGUGUUUUGUAGUACAUUUACUAUAAAAUAGUGACAUUAAUCUACCUAGGGUGUAUUCAUAAAAAAGGUCAUGUCUCGUGGUCCUGGUCCGAUUCCUAAUCGGUGGCUUUACUGUCCACGAAAAUCGGAAACUUUAAUAGCAGAUAAGUUUCUAGCAUUCAAAACACCUCUCAAGGAGGAAUUCGAAUCCCAAAUGCCUGUUGAAUGUUGUUUUUCGCCAGAUAUGCUGUUCCAGGUGAUGAAAACUUACAAGGUAAAAAUGGGACUUUGGAUUGAUCUAACUAAUACAAAUCGUUUCUAUGAUAGAAGUGAGAUUGAAAAUAACGGAUGUAAAUAUGUAAAACUUCAAUGCCGCGGUCAUGGAGAGACACCGACACAAGAGCAAACAAAUGCAUUUAUCGAAAUUGUCGAUGAAUUCAGCAAAGAACAUCCAGUAGAGAUUAUUGCAGUUCAUUGUACGCAUGGUUUCAACCGUACAGGUUUCCUCAUAGUUUCUUAUAUGGUUGAGAAAAUGGAUUGUUCUGUAGAGGCAGGUUUAGCAGCUUUUGCAAAAGCACGUCCACCUGGAAUUUACAAAGAGGAUUACAUACAAGAAUUGUUCAGGCGGUACGAAGAUGAGGAUGAUGCCAUUGCUGCUCCACCGCUACCAGAGUGGUGUACACAAUACGAUGACAAUUCUAUCAAUGGCCAUAGCUCCAAAGACCAAUCUCAUGGAACACACGAAGCAAUUGAUAGAUACAACAGUGAGUUAGGUGAUGGUUCUGUGGGAAAUGGUGUUGCUAAGUGUGGAGUAAAGCGCAAUUUAGAAGGAGAAAACAGCAACUCGGAGGACAACAAAGGAAUUAAUAAGCGAAAGAAAAUGAAGAGAGAGUUUGUUAACAAAAACGCCAAGUUUAUGGAUGGUAUUCGUGGCGUGACACAAGUGCAAGAUCAGCCCCGACUUGGCCAGUUACAGCAACUUGUGCAAAGCAUGUGUGAUUGGAAGUCUACCGGCUUUCCCGGAUGUCAGCCUGUAUCGAUGGAUAAUAAUAAUCUCAAUUUGCUUCAUCUUCAACCGUACAAGGUAUCAUGGAAGGCUGAUGGGACGCGAUACAUGAUGCUAAUCGUUAAAGCAAACGAAAUUUACUUUUUCGAUCGGGACAACUCGUGCUUUGCAGUAAAUGGUAUUAUGUUCCCACACUAUACCAAUUUGCACGAGCAUUUGACAGAUACUUUAUUAGAUGGGGAAAUGGUUAUGGACAUAGUCAAUGGUGAAAAAAAACCACGAUACUUAGUGUACGAUAUUAUUAGAUAUGCAAAUAAAGACGUUAGCAAAAAACCAUUUGAUCCGGAACGUGUUAGAUACAUCGAUCAACGAAUUAUUGCUCCACGAACAGAUGCAAUGAAGCGCGGUUUCAUCGAUCAGUCCCGGCAACCGUUCAGUAUAAGAAACAAAGCGUUCUGGCCUAUAACUCAGGCAGGUGCGCUAUUGGGACCCAAAUUUGCCAAAACACUUGCUCACGAACCAGAUGGAUUGAUAUUCCAACCGGCAAAAAAGCCGUAUGUUGCAGGAGCGUGUCCAGAAGUAUUGAAAUGGAAACCAUCAACACUGAACUCUGUCGAUUUCAAAUUAAAAAUUACAGAAGAAAGCGGUGUCGGUAUGCUACGCAAGAAGAUUGGCCUUUUAUUGGUGGGAGGCAUUGAUCAGCCUUUUGAUCAAAUCAAAUUGACGAAGGAACUGAGGGCACUCGACAAUAGAAUUAUCGAAUGUAAAUAUGAAAAUAAUGGAUGGGUUCUAAUGCGCGAACGAACCGAUAAAUCGUUCCCGAAUAGCUACAACACGGCUAUAAGCGUAUGUAACAGUAUUCGUUUUCCUGUUACCAAGGAGAUUCUUCUGAAAUUCAUCGAAACUAAAAGAUACAGAGAAGAGAACUUUCGAGUACCCCCACCACCUCCAGCGUUUCACGAGUAAUACCUGCGUUAUAAAUCGAAGCACUCAUUAAAUUUUAUGACUAAAUAA